AUUUCGAUCUCUGGUUCACGUCAUGAUCGGCUCUCUGGUAGUUGCAGGGGCGGUGCGCUGAGAAGUUUGCACGAUUGUCCUUCUCAAAGGGGUUGACACGAUUGUCCUCCCAACAGCGGAUUUUAGGCAAUUUUUUAGGUGUUGCUUUUUCAACGAAAACAAAGAACCUCGUAAUUAUCUUAGUAAAUGACCAUUAAUAUGAGAAAGAUCAACUUUUGGACAUCUUCGUCCAGAAAACUUUAACCUAAAUAUUAUCUUAAUAAGAUGAACAAAAGGUGUCUUGUCUUACUAUUUGAGGUACUUUCUUAUUGAUUUACAGAUAGAAAUGAUGCGGUGGAGAACUUGAAUUUGACAACUACAUAUUGCCGUUAGAUAAAAGAGAUCAUAUUCAGUGUAUGCAAACAAAGAGAAAGGGAAGGUGUCUCAGAUGCAACAAUAGAAAUGCUGGACUACGAGGCUGAAGGUUGAAAAUAGGUCUCGUCUGUCGCCGUGAGUGUUAUUGUUUGGGACAUAAAACUGCAAAAAGCAUAUCGACUCGGGGGAAAAUGCUCAUUACUUGGACUGCGCUCUUGGUGGAAAGGAAUCCAGUAGAUUGAAGUCUGGGACUACAGUUUCAGUUAAAGGAUUUUUAUUCAUUUGCAUGGGACACGCCAAGCCGCAGUAUUUUGUGUGUCUACACCUGUAAAGAUUUCUGUUCCCUGUGAUAACGUUGCACCAUGCCUGAGGGGGUGGGUCGUGGAGACCAGAGAAAACCCAGCGCCCAAGCUGUCCAGCGCCCCUCGUCUGUGUCUUCACUGAACAGCAUUGUGGGAAGGAUGGCCUCCAUAGAGCAGGCCUCCGGUGGCAGCUGUACCUCCGUCAACACUGUCUGCUCUGAUAGCGACCGAGCAGCUAGCUUAAGUUCCUCUGCAUCCUCUGCCUCUCUACAAGAUGGCCAAUCAUCCUCCUCAUCUUCCCUGCCUUAUGGGGCAACUCCCUCCUAUCCCCAGUCCCGACGCAAUGAUUGCGACAUCAACCUGGACCUCACACCUUAUUUUCAGCUACUAGAUGACCGUGGUCCAGGGACUGGGCGCAAUGUUCCCUGCUCUCCCGCUCCAAAACUUUCCCAUCUAGAGAGGGUGAUCCUGGAGAUUGUAGAGACCGAACAAGCUUACGUCCGGGACCUCAAGAGCAUUGUGGAAGAUUACCUGGGCUGCAUUGUUGAUUGCGGGGACCUGCCGCUGAAGCCAGAGGAAGUCAGCACUCUCUUCUGCAACAUUGAGGACAUCUAUGAAUUUAACAGCGACCUGCUGGAAGACCUUGAGCGAAGCUCCCAUGCAGCAGGCAUUGCAGAGUGCUUCGUAGAGAGGAGUGAGGCCUUUGACAUUUACACGCUCUACUGUAUGAACUACCCCAACUCAGUGGCUGUCUUGCGAGAGUGCAUGAAGAACGAAUGUCUGGUGGGCUUCUUCCAGGAGCGACAGGCCACCCUGUGUCACUCUCUACCUCUGGAGACCUACCUGCUCAAGCCAGUGCAGAGGAUCCUGAAGUAUCACCUGCUGCUGCAGGAGUUAUCUAAACAUUUUGACAAGAGUGACCCUGGGUAUGAGGUUGUGGAAGAUGCCACCAUCACUAUGACAGCAGUGGCCUGGUACAUCAAUGACAUGAAAAGGAAACAGGAACAUGCCGUCAGACUGCAGGAAAUCGAGAACUUACUUCUCAACUGGGAUGGUCCAGAUCUCAGUGGUUUUGGAGAACUAGUCCUGGAGGGCUCCUUCCGGGUACAAAGGGUCAAGAAGGAGAGGGCUUUCUUCCUGUUUGACAAGAUGCUCCUUAUUGCAAAGAAGAGAGCGGAACAUUUCAUAUACAGCACUCACAUCUUUUGCUGUAAUCUGCUUCUGGUAGAAUCCCUGAAAGACCCUUUGUGCUUCAAAGUGUCUGACCAGACCAUCCCCAAACAGCAACACAUCGUACAGGCAAAGAACCAGGAGGAAAAGCGACUCUGGCUGCACUACCUCAAGAGACUGAUCGUUGAGAACCACCCAGCCUCGCUGCCUCAGAAGGCAAGGCAGGUCCUUGGAGACAACUACAGUCAAAUUCUUCAGAUUGACCACGAGUCGGUUAAAAAAAUAUCCUCCUCACCAAGACCCGGUGAUUCACGAGGUCACCAACGAGGACGGAGGCAGUCAGAGCCUCCAGAGUUCAUCUACACGCCGGAGAAAGCAAAAAAGAGUCUCCCACUCUUGUUGGAAGGAAACCUUCCAUACCGUCGUGGAAGAAGGCAGUCAGCCCCUGCCAAGAAUAUUGAGGUCGUGUGCAAGCAGAGCGAUGCAUUAAAGUUAUUUGUGUGA
This is a messenger RNA of Brienomyrus brachyistius, 2330 nucleotides long. Its product is annotated as pleckstrin homology domain-containing family G member 2-like. NCBI's taxonomy places the organism in Eukaryota, Metazoa, Chordata, Actinopteri, Osteoglossiformes, Mormyridae. The coding region runs from base 717 to 2330 and encodes 537 amino acids. The record is from RefSeq and is a predicted model, not a curated record. Gene Ontology annotation, molecular function: guanyl-nucleotide exchange factor activity. The transcript is spliced from 17 exons.